Messenger RNA from Coccidioides immitis RS, 1783 nucleotides. Its product is annotated as translation machinery-associated protein 20. Gene Ontology annotation, biological process: formation of translation preinitiation complex. The record is from RefSeq and is a predicted model, not a curated record. Gene Ontology annotation, molecular function: RNA binding. The transcript is spliced from 3 exons. The coding region runs from base 123 to 683 and encodes 186 amino acids. NCBI's taxonomy places the organism in Eukaryota, Fungi, Ascomycota, Eurotiomycetes, Onygenales, Onygenaceae.
CGCAGGUCCGCAGGGAGCCAGGAGAUAUUUCUCAACCUCCAGCGCGCCUCAUCCAAAUCGGUUCCUUGGCUGUGCACUCGAAUACAUAUCCGUACACAUCUGCUCUGUCAAAUUGCGACAAAAUGUUCAAAAAAGAUAUAUCCCCCGGGGCGCGCUCCAAAGUCAAGUCGUCCGUGCAACGAUCUCUCCGAAACAAGUUCCUUGAAACCUAUCCCGGUUUCGAACCAUACAUCGAUGAAGUGAUGCCAAAAAAGGCGCCGUUAGAAGCCGUGAAACUACCCGAUCGAGUCACCCUGUACCUCAGCGACUCACACCCAAUCUUCUUCCAAUCCCUCGACAGCCCCCUGAUCCCUCACCUCCGUGUCCUCCACGCCUUUCCAAACGCCCUGCCGACUAUCGGAAUCGACAGAGGCGCGAUCCGCUUCGUCCUCUCCGGCGCCACUCUGAUGGCUCCCGGCCUCACAUCUGCUGGCGGGAGAUUGCCCGAUCCCGCGAAUAACCCUGGUGACAAAGAGCUGGAGGCAGGGCAGGUCGUUGCGGUCACGGCGGAGGGGAAGGAGGAGAUCUGUCUUGUGGGGGAGUUGAAGAUGGGUACGGAGGAGAUGAAGAAGAAGGCGAAGGGGGUGGUGAUGGAUGAGGGCCAUUAUCUUGGUGAUGGCUUGUGGAAUUUGCAGUUUGAUUGAAGGAUCGUCUUUUUUUUUGAUUUUUCUUCAUUCUGCUUCCGGGCCUCACUACUCUCUUUUCCUGUUCUAAGUUGUUUUUCCCUCGAAGUUAUGCUGGUUUUGGCGUAUGGGGUUUACUCGACGUUUACACACCCAUAGCAUGCACUUAUGAUUAAUGUGAGCCUGAACUGCGGUAUAAUGACAUUAUCAAACGUGUGCGCGAACUAGAAGACGCGCGGAAAGUGUUGAGAUACCUCGAAGCCGGGGUACGAGGGGAGUCAUAGGGAGAAAAGACUAUUUACUAGCGAAAAGUCAUCAUCGAGUAUUUUCGUGAGGAAGUUAUAAAUUCUGCCAUUAGGUUGAAUUUGUCCGCAAACCAUCUACUUGUCCAGCAUUGGAUUCCAACGUGAACAAUAUCAGACAUUGCUUAUGGGCCACUCCCGCUAUCAUUCGGGGACAGCGGGCUAGAUCCCGGUGAUGCUAUAUUUAAAUUUAAUCCUUUCAGCUCCUGGGUUGGUACGCCAUUGGCGUUCACUCUCGGCAGUGAAAGCUGAUCCCCACGCAAUCCAACCUUGACGACAGCACGUCUAAGCAUAUUUCCUGAGCUAUCUAGAGCCAUCAGGAAGCGAGCAAGUUCACCGCACAACUCCCAGUCUCCCUUAUGUGAAGCUAGCCGCAACAAUCGAAUUGCUGAUUCUUCGGUCUUCUCGUCGUUGUUUUCAUCUUCGGAGUCAUCAAACGCUUGUAGCACGAGUAAAUAACCCCCAGCUGUCUUGAGAGAGUUAAAUUUUAGCGCUUGUUCGAAUAGUUCACUCGGCGGAGGCAGAUGGGCGAACAGUGUCCGCCAUGAACGUAGCUCCGUUUUCCGGAUACAUUGGACGAGAAUGUCCAGAUAUAAUUCUGGAGGGUUCCCAGCCUGUAAGAACGAUAGGACGGCAGGAAGCAACAGGGCCCCUUGUGACGGAUCGUUGCCGCGUGGAUUAUCAACUUCUUCAUCUAGUACAUGGUGUAAGAGUAUCUCUAAGGCGUGGGGGAAAUAUGAUAGGUGAGAGAAAUGGUGACAGAUAGAAAAGGCUGAAGGGGUAUCAAACUGAGACAGGUUAUAUUGAAGGAUAUAUGGC